This is a messenger RNA of Tachysurus vachellii, 5191 nucleotides long. Its product is annotated as clathrin heavy chain 1-like. The coding region runs from base 149 to 5182 and encodes 1677 amino acids. The transcript has a single exon. Gene Ontology annotation, cellular component: clathrin coat of trans-Golgi network vesicle; clathrin-coated endocytic vesicle; clathrin coat of coated pit. Lineage: Eukaryota; Metazoa; Chordata; Actinopteri; Siluriformes; Bagridae. Gene Ontology annotation, biological process: receptor-mediated endocytosis; clathrin coat assembly; intracellular protein transport. Gene Ontology annotation, molecular function: structural molecule activity; clathrin light chain binding. The record is from RefSeq and is a predicted model, not a curated record.
CAUCACUUUCGAGUUUUUAUACCUUCUCUAUUCGGCUCGUUGUUUCUGUUUUAAAUUCAGUGGCAUUUCAUCACGGUGUUCGUGGAGGAGGUCGUAGUUAGCAGUUAGCUUAGCAUAGCUAUCUGGCCGGUGGAGCAGAAAUCUAACCAUGGCUCAGAUCCUGCCUAUUCGCUUUCAGGAGCACCUCCAGCUCCAGAACCUGGGAUUUAACCCAGCUAAUAUUGGCUUCAGCACGCUUACUAUGGAAUCUGACAAGUUCAUCUGUGUGCGAGAAAAGGUGGGCGAGCAGGCGCAGGUGGUCAUCAUCGACAUGAGCGACCCCAAUUCGCCCAUCCGCAGGCCCAUCUCAGCAGAUAGCGCAAUCAUGAACCCAGCCAGCAAAGUGAUUGCCCUCAAAGCUGCGAAAACCCUGCAGAUUUUCAACAUCGAAAUGAAGAGCAAGAUGAAGGCACACACCAUGACUGAGGAUGUGACAUUCUGGAAGUGGAUCUCCCUGAACACCGUAGCACUUGUAACAGACAACACAGUCUACCACUGGAGUAUGGAAGGCGACUCGCAACCUGUUAAAGUGUUCAACCGGCAUUCCAGCUUAGCAGGCUGCCAGAUUAUCAACUACCGCACCGACACCAAACAGAAAUGGCUUCUUCUGAUUGGGAUUUCGGCACAGCACAACCGUGUGGUCGGAGCAAUGCAGCUGUACUCUGUGGACAGGAAGGUGUCGCAGCCUAUCGAGGGCCACGCUGCGGGCUUUGCUCAGUUCAAAAUGGAAGGGAAUGCUGAAGAGUCCACAUUGUUUUGCUUUGCUGUUCGUGGUCAAGCUGGAGGAAAGCUCUACAUUAUCGAAGUCGGAACACCUCCGUCUGGCAAUCAGCCUUUCCCGAAGAAAGCCGUAGAUGUGUUCUUUCCGCUGGAAGCCCAGAACGACUUCCCUGUUGCUAUGCAGAUCAGCCCCAAGCAGGAUGUGGUCUUUCUCAUCACCAAAUAUGGCUACAUUCACCUGUAUGACCUUGAAACUGGCACUUGCAUCUACAUGAACAGGAUCAGUGGGGAGACCAUCUUUGUCACCGCUCUCCACGAGGCUACUUCUGGCAUCAUUGGUGUCAACAGGAAGGGACAGGUGCUGUCGGUGUGUGUGGAGGAAGAGAACAUCAUCCCCUACAUCACCAACGUCCUGCAGAACCCUGAUCUGGCACUGCGCAUGGCUGUACGCAACAACUUGGUUGGUGCUGAGGAGCUCUUUGCACGUAAGUUCAACACUUUGUUCUCAGUGGGCAACUACUCUGAGGCUGCCAAAGUAGCUGCCAAUGCACCAAAGGGAAUUUUGCGGACCCCAGACACCAUUCGGCAUUUCCAGAGCGUUCCCGCCCAGCCAGGCCAGACCUCUCCUCUGCUUCAGUACUUCGGCAUCCUGCUGGAUCAGGGCCAGCUCAACAAGUUCGAGUCCCUGGAGCUUUGCAGGCCUGUACUGCAGCAGGGUCGCAAGCAGCUGCUGGAGAAGUGGCUAAAAGAAGAUAAACUGGAGUGCUCUGAAGAGCUGGGUGAUUUGGUCAAAUCUGUGGACCCGACUCUCACUCUCAGUGUCUACCUGAGAGCAAAUGUCCCUAAUAAAGUGAUUCAGUGUUUUGCUGAGACUGGACAGUUUCAGAAAAUAGUAUUGUAUGCAAAGAAGGUUGGUUACACUCCAGACUGGAUCUUUCUGCUUCGAAACGUGAUGCGGAUCAGUCCAGAGCAAGGCCUGCAGUUCUCCCAGAUGCUGGUGCAGGAUGAGGAACCUCUUGCUGACAUCACCCAGAUUGUGGAUGUGCUCAUGGAGUACAACCUGAUCCAGCAGUGCACUUCCUUCCUGCUGGAUGCUCUGAAGAACAACCGGCCCACUGAUGGCCCUCUGCAGACCCGGUUGCUGGAGAUGAACUUGAUGCAUGCUCCACAGGUGGCUGACGCUAUCUUGGGAAACCAAAUGUUCACCCACUACGAUCGAGCUCAUGUGGCCCAGUUGUGUGAGAAAGCCGGAUUGCUACAGAGAGCCCUGGAACACUACACAGACCUGUAUGACAUCAAAUGUGCUGUGGUGCACACCCACCUUCUCAAUCCUGAGUGGCUGGUGAACUUUUUUGGCUCGCUGUCAGUGGAGGAUUCUCUGGAGUGCCUGAGAGCCAUGCUCUCAGCCAACAUCCGCCAGAACCUGCAGAUUUGCAUCCAGGUGGCCUCCAAAUACCAUGAGCAACUUACCACCCAGUCCCUCACCAAGCUCUUUGAGUCUUUUAAGAGCUUUGAAGGGCUGUUCUACUUUCUUGGCUCCAUUGUGAACUUUAGUCAGGAUCCAGAGGUCCAUUUCAAGUACAUUCAGGCAGCCUGUAAAACUGGACAGAUCAAAGAGGUGGAGAGAAUCUGCCGAGAGAGUAACUGCUAUGACUCUGAACGUGUGAAGAAUUUUCUUAAGGAAGCUAAACUGACUGAUCAGCUGCCUCUCAUCAUUGUGUGUGACCGCUUUGACUUUGUCCAUGACUUGGUCCUUUAUCUGUACCGCAACAAUCUGCAGAAAUACAUUGAAAUUUACGUGCAGAAGGUGAACCCCAGCCGCUUACCUGUGGUGAUUGGUGGACUGUUGGAUGUAGACUGCUCAGAGGAUGUCAUUAAGAACCUGAUCCUGGUGGUCCACGGACAGUUUUCCACCGAUGAGCUGGUGGCCGAGGUGGAAAAACGGAACAGGCUGAAGCUGAUGCUGCCCUGGCUGGAAGCUCGUAUUCAUGAGGGAUGUGAAGAACCUGCUACCCACAAUGCCCUGGCUAAGAUCUACAUCGACAGCAACAAUAACCCUGAGCGAUUCCUCAGAGAGAACCCAUACUAUGACAGCCGUGUGGUGGGCAAGUACUGCGAAAAGAGGGACCCCCAUCUGGCUUGUGUGGCUUAUGAGAGAGGACAGUGCGACCAAGAGCUUAUUAAUGUGUGCAAUGAAAACUCCCUCUUCAAGAGUCUGUCUCGGUAUUUGGUGCGUCGUAAGGACCCUGAGCUGUGGGCCAGUGUUCUCCUGGAGAGCAACCCCUAUAGAAGGCCACUGAUCGACCAGGUGGUGCAGACUGCACUCUCAGAGACCCAGGACCCAGAAAAGGUGUCCGUUACAGUGAAAGCCUUCAUGACUGCUGACCUGCCUUAUGAACUGAUUGAGCUUCUUGAGAAGAUUGUUUUGGAUAACUCUGUUUUCAGUGAGCACAGGAACCUGCAAAACCUUCUGAUCCUGACGGCCAUCAAAGCUGAUCGCACACGCGUAAUGGAAUACAUCAACCGCCUGGACAACUACGAUGCCCCCGACAUAGCCAACAUUGCCAUCAGCAACGAGCUCUUUGAAGAGGCAUUUGCCAUCUUCAGGAAGUUUGAUGUCAACACAUCUGCAGUGCAGGUUCUGAUUGAGCACAUUGGUAACCUGGACCGGGCAUAUGAAUUCACUAAAAGCUGCAAUGAGCCUGCCGUGUGGAGGCAGUUGGCUAAAACUCAGCUGAAGAAAGGCCUGGUAAAGGAAGCCAUCGAUUCCUACAUCAAGGCUGAUGACCCAUCGGCAUACAUGGAAGUAGGACAUGCUGCAGCCCAAAGUGGGAACUGGGAGGAUUUGGUGAAGUUCUUGCAAAUGGCACGCAAGAAGGCCCGUGAGUCAUAUGUAGAGACUGAGCUGAUCUUUGCAUUGGCUAAAACCAACCGCCUGGCUGAAUUGGAGGAGUUUAUCAAUGGCCCGAACAACGCCCACAUCCAACAAGUUGGUGAUCGUUGCUAUGAUGAGAAGAUGUAUGAGGCAGCUAAGCUGCUGUACAACAACGUGUCUAACUUUGGCCGCCUGGUUUCCACUUUGGUCCACCUGGGAGAGUACCAAGCUGCUGUGGAUGGAGCACGCAAGGCCAACAGCACACGAAUCUGGAAAGAGGUCUGUUUUACCUGCGUAGAUGGGAAGGAAUUCCGUCUGGCACAGAUAUGCGGCUUGCAUAUUGUUGUCCAUGCUGAUGAACUUGAGGAGCUCAUUAACUACUACCAGGACCGUGGCUAUUUUGAGGAGCUGAUCACCAUGUUGGAGGCAGCUCUGGGGUUGGAGCGCGCUCACAUGGGCAUGUUCACUGAGUUGGCCAUCCUCUAUUCCAAGUUCAAACCACAGAAGAUGAGGGAGCAUCUGGAACUCUUCUGGUCCAGAGUCAAUAUUCCCAAGGUAUUGAAGGCAGCAGAGAAGGCUCAUCUGUGGGCGGAGCUGGUCUUCCUAUAUGACAAGUAUGAAGAAUACGAUAAUGCUAUCAUCAUCAUGAUGAACCACCCUGCCGAUGCCUGGAAGGAGAGCCAGUUCAAAGACAUUGUUACUAAGGUGGCUAAUGUGGAACUGUAUUACAGAGCCAUCCAGUUCUAUCUGGAGUUCAAGCCUCUGUUACUGAACGAUUUGCUUAUCGUCCUGUCCCCAAGACUUGAUCACACACGUGCUGUUAACCUCUUCUCUAAGGUUAAACAGCUGUCUCUGGUUAAACCAUACCUGCGAUCUGUACAGAACCAUAACAACAAAUCGGUCAACGAAGCACUAAAUAAUCUCUUUAUAAUAGAGGAGAACUACCAGGCUCUGCGCACAUCCAUCGAUGCCUACGACAACUUCGAUAACAUAUCUCUGGCCCAGAGCCUGGAGAAGCAUGAACUCAUUGAGUUCAGGAGAAUUGCUGCCUACCUGUUCAAAGGCAACAACCGCUGGAAGCAAAGUGUGGAGCUCUGCAAGAAGGAUAAACUCUACAAGGAUGCCAUGCAGUAUGCAUCAGAGUCAAAGGACACAGAGCUGGCCGAGGAACUGCUGCAGUGGUUCCUACAGGAGGAGAAGAAGGAGUGCUUCGCUGCCUGUCUCUUCACUUGCUAUGACCUCCUGCGGCCCGACGUGGUGCUGGAGAAGGCCUGGAGGCACAACAUCAUGGACUUCUCCAUGCCCUACUUCAUCCAGGUCAUGAGGGAGUACCUCAGCAAGGUUGAUAAGCUGGAUGCAUCCGAGUCUUUGAGGAAAGAGGAGGAGCAAGCCACAGAGGCACAACCCAUUGUUUAUGGCACACCCCAACUGAUGCUCACUGCAGGCCCAAGCGUCCCUGUUCCUCCUCAGCAGCCUUACGGCUAUGGCUACACCGCCCCUGCUGGCUACGGCCAGUCAGCGCAGCCCGGCUUUGGCUACAGCAUGUAGAGUCGUCCC